This is a messenger RNA of Stylophora pistillata, 3136 nucleotides long. RefSeq names its product protein mono-ADP-ribosyltransferase PARP14-like. The record is from RefSeq and is a predicted model, not a curated record. Gene Ontology annotation, cellular component: nucleus; cytoplasm. Gene Ontology annotation, molecular function: transcription corepressor activity; NAD+ poly-ADP-ribosyltransferase activity; RNA binding. Gene Ontology annotation, biological process: protein poly-ADP-ribosylation; negative regulation of gene expression. Lineage: Eukaryota; Metazoa; Cnidaria; Anthozoa; Scleractinia; Pocilloporidae.
AAUUGACGGCCAAAUGAUAACAGUGGUGCGACAGCCUCCUCCGAAAAAAGUGCCGCUUGAUCCAUUAAGAGUUCAUGUUCAAGGAAUCAGCGAAACGACCACUAUAGAUUGUUUGUCCUUUUAUCUGGAAAAGUUUGCUGGUGUUGAGGUUGAAAAGGUGUAUCUUGGUGAAAAGAAUAAUGCCCUGGCAGUUUUUGAAAGUGAAACAGACUUUGAAUCACUCUUGCAUAAAGUUAACAAAGAUAAAAAAGGCUUGGAGGGAAAGAAACCGCGGCUGGAAAGAGUAGCAGUCUGUUCAUGUAUUCUGGUCACGGGACUGAAGAAAGAAUCAACUGAUCACACCAUUGAGCUUUAUUUUGACAAUGAGAAACGAAGUGGUGGGAAGGAUGUCUGCAGAGUGGAAAGGAUUAGAAAAGACCAGGCUUUAGUCUUUUUUGAGGAUCAUACAAGUGUUCAAGAUGUAAUUGUAAGGAGUCAGAGGCAGGCGCACAAGAUUGAUGGAGUUGAGUUAGAGGUUACGCCCUAUUACCCUUUCCUCAAAAACGCAGCAUCCAAGACAACGGAGAUGAAGUUUGAUCCAGAUACUUACCAAUAUAUUAGGGUACAUCACAAAAUUGAAUUGCAAACGUCACUCGAGAAGUACAGUGUAGAGGCUGAACUCUCAGAUGGCUCCAUCCUUAUAAUUUCGCCGACGGAAACCAAAUGCGACCCUUCAUGGGAAGAAGGAGCAGAAAGUUGCAAGAAUUUCCUGCUCAGUUUCAAGAAGUCUGAAGUGCCCGUUCCUUCCGAAAUAUAUGAUGAAGUCUCAAAACGCUGGCAAGGUCAAACGCCCUCACAGGGAACAGCCAAUUUUCUGCUCUCAUUUGAUAACCACAGAAGACAAGCAGUAAUUCUUGGCAAGGAGGCUCUCGUAGAGAAGGAAGAGGAAAAGCUGAAGAAGCUGAUCACAGAUGUAAAGGAAAAUUCAGAGCUGAUGAAAACUGUGGUUGAGGUCGUGGAAACUAAUUAUACUAAGUCUAGACUUACUUUGCUCGAGAUGUCAGGCCUGUGUAACAAACUUUCCGAUAAACACCGACAUUUAAGUAUUAAUAUCGACAGUACUGGAGAAAAACUGUGUUUCAAGGGUCCAAGAAAAAAUAUCCAGGAAGUCAAACUAGAGGUGGUUACAUUUAUUUCAAAAGUAAUUGAACGAACGACUGAACAACCGACCGGCAUCAUAGAUGUUUUGAGGCAACAACACGUUUCAAAAUUCAUACAAGAACUAUUUGAAAAGAAAUCUAUUCAGGCCGUAAUACUUCUCGACCAGGGGAGAAGUUCAAAUGAGGUCCAAGUGGUAGGCGUUAAUGAAAAGAACGCAAAAGAAGCAAAAGUUAUUUUGGAGGAUUCCCUCAAGGAAAAAAGUAUCCAUCUUAAACCUGAAAAUGCCCAAGUCAUCAAUGGCCGUGAAUGGAAAGACUUUAAGUCGUCGCUGACAUCAGAGUUGAAAGUUGGAAUAGCAGUAGACGCCUCUGUAAGCAACGUGUGGAUUAGUGGUAUUUUAGAGGAUGUCGAGCAAUGCUCUGAUCAAAUGCAGAAGUUUCUGGAAAUGAAAACCAUAUUUCACAAAGUAAUUCAAGUUGAAGAGGGAACAGGACGAUUUAUAUCAACAUUUUGGAAAAAAAAGCUGGAAGCCGUAAAAGGAGAACUUUCUAACUGCUAUGUUGACAUGAGAGUAACCUCCGAUUACAUGGGGAUAGAAGUUUCCGGCACCACCGAAGGAAUGGCAAAAUGUAUACCAGAAAUUCAUGAUCUCAUCGAUGCUGUUCAGAAAGAGUGCAUGACAGUUAACAAACCGGGAAUGAAGAAAUUUUUUGAAGACGUCAAAGGAAAAAGCAUCCUGAAAUCUGUUGAAGAUGCUAGCAAGUGUGUUAUUUUGACUUCUGAAAACAAUGAAGUCCAAAACGUGCCUGAUUUCACAAGGGAAGAACACAUGGCUGCAGAGUUUUUUUGCAGCUUUUCAACAAAACACGGAAAGACAAUUUCAGUGAUGAAAGGUGACAUUACAAAGGAUCCUGUGGACGCCAUAGUAAAUGCCGCAAACGAAAGAUUGCAGCAUAUAGGGGGUGUCGCGUAUGCCAUCGUGAAAGAAGGCGGAAGAGAGAUUAAAGAUGAAUGUGAUACUUUCAUCAAACAGAAUGGUCCUCUACUCGAUGGCCACGUAUUUGUGAGUACCGCUGGGAGCUUGCCCUGUAAUCAAGUUAUCCAUGCUGUCGGGCCUAGAUGGGAUAAGGGUAAGAGACGAGAGGUAGAAGUAACACAAGAGGAGCGCUACCUGAAACAAGCGAUCAUUAAUGUUCUUGCGGAAGCAAAACAUCUUACAUCACUGGCCAUUGCAGGUGUCAGUUGUGGUAUUUUCGACUUCCCACGUGAUCUCUUUGCUAAGAUUAUCUUAGACACCGUACUCGCGUUCUGGGAAAAGGAUUCAAACUGCCGUCUGUCAGAAAUUCAUCUCAUCGACAAAGACGACCAGACUGUCAAGGCUUUUGAGGGAGAACUGAGAAGAUUUUCUGACCAACAGACGUUUCAUCCCCGUAAAGUUGGAAAAUCUGACUUUGGCUCCGAAGAAAGCCACUCUGGUAAUGCUCGCACUGGUCAAGUGAGAACGGCGCGUGCUCCACGAUCGUUUGUGACCCAAGGAAUUCGCGUAACAGUUAAAAGCGGCUAUCUGGCUGACGAACAGGCCGAUAUUUUGGUUGGAACAGCGGCAUCAAAUCUCAGUUUGUCUCAGAACCCCUGUGCGAGGGCACUCAGUCAAAGAGCAGGACCAGCAUUACAACGAGAAUGCGACAACAGAGGGCAUGUCGCUGUUGGUGAUAUUGCCGUUGUCGAUCAACCAGGAAACCUCAAAUGCCAAGCAGUUUUCUUUGCUGUAUGCUCUGAGUGGGAAAGUGGAAAAGGAAAAAAGGUUUUGAAGAAGAUAAUCCGGAAAUGCCUUGAAGAAGCGACAAGAGCCGGAAUGGCAUCCAUUGCAUUUCCUGCCAUCGGAACAGGAAUACUUGCAUUUCCCCGUACUGAGGUUGCAGAAAUCUAUUUUGAUGAGGUAACAUCUCACAAUAAAAAAAAACCCGUCAACUACACUUAAAGAAGUCAGGUUUGU